Angiostrongylus costaricensis is the source of this 814-nucleotide messenger RNA. NCBI's taxonomy places the organism in Eukaryota, Metazoa, Nematoda, Chromadorea, Rhabditida, Metastrongylidae. The record is from the annotation of a GenBank genome assembly.
GUUUAGAAGGAACAUUUUUGAGGUACCUACGAUUGCUAUAGAUUGGGUGCAGAUUGAGUCGAACACCAGUGUGCUUCAUGACGAGUUCAUCGCUCACCGGAUGGGACUCAUACCAAUUGUUUCGGAUGCUGUUGUCGACGACAUGCAGUACACAAGGGAAUGCCAAUGUACAGAAUUCUGUGAUGCAUGCUCAGUAUUGUUCGAGUUGAAUGUGAAGUGUAAAGAAGAGGUGACUCGAUCUGUUACUACGGCAGAUCUUAUUUGCAAGACUGAAAAAUACAGUAACACAUCUGGUUUAUCUUUUGGUAUCCCUAAUCUCCAGGUGUAUCCCGCCUGUGGCACCCAUUUGAAAUGUCGUGGAGCACAUUUUAGUGACGAGUAUGGUCAACAUGAAGAUAUCCUUAUCGUUAAAUUGAGGAAAGGACAAGAAAUCAACCUCAGAUGCUACGCUAAGAAGGGAUUUGGAAAGGAACAUGCGAAGUGGAAUCCUACUUGCGGUGUAGGGUUUGAGUAUGAUCCCGACAAUGCCCUGCGACACACCGUCUAUCCAAAUCCGAAGGAGUGGCCGCGUAGCGAAUUUUCGCAACUUAAGGACCAGGAAUUGGAAGAGCAAUAUGAAGCUCCCUACGAUCCUCACGGAAAGCCCAAUAAAUUUUGGUUUUCGAUUGAGUCUACCGGAGCGUUGAAAGCGGAUCGUAUUGUUUAUUCUGGAGUAUCUGUUUUGAAGAAAAAACUCACUGACCUACAGGUAUUUUCUUUCCGUUUGCACUUUCUUUUCUACGCUGUUCUGUUUUGUACCACUGAGAUGUACUGA